This is a messenger RNA of Aricia agestis (brown argus), 4069 nucleotides long. RefSeq names its product atrial natriuretic peptide-converting enzyme (gene Corin). Gene Ontology annotation, cellular component: membrane. The record is from RefSeq and is a predicted model, not a curated record. Lineage: Eukaryota; Metazoa; Arthropoda; Insecta; Lepidoptera; Lycaenidae. Gene Ontology annotation, molecular function: serine-type endopeptidase activity; protein binding. Gene Ontology annotation, biological process: proteolysis. The coding region runs from base 147 to 3032 and encodes 961 amino acids. The transcript is spliced from 18 exons.
GAGCGGCUGACGUCCCCACUACUCACAGCGGCCGGGCUCGGCGCCCGCCGCGCCCGCCUCCCUCUACACCCGGUAACGCCGAGCACGCCGCGCCGGCGCCGGCGGCCGGUGCUAAUGUAACCACGACAACUCGGGCCAAAACAGACAUGGCCUCAUUCAAAGACUGGUUGACUGUGACAUGGGCUCAGAGCGGGAUGCACCUGCAGCCGGACGGCGCCGCAGACGACGACGCCGCUGUCAGGGGACGGUACGGCCGCGCGGGCAGCCUGGCCGUGACGCCGGGCGAGAAGAUUCUGGAGCUGCUGCGUCCGAGCGGCGACGCGCCACGCCGACACUCCACCGCCGCGUGCGCGCCCCCCGCCCGCACCUUCGUCUACUGCCCCUCCGACGCCCUGCCCUACUGCCCGCCGUCGAGAUACGCGCCGCCGAGACAGCAAGUUAAGUUGCCGACACCUCAGACACAGAAACCGCCGCCGCAGCCGCCGCCGGUGCCGCAGCGGACCGCACCCGUGGUGGUGCCACCACCGCUGCCGGUGCCCCCGCCGGCUCCACCGCGACGCACGUCGCCGCAGCCGCCUCGCCGGGCCCCACCCCCAACACCACCCCGACCUACUCAGACAGACAACAACGGCAACCGCCGGGCCAACGUCCCUCCGCCUCUACAGAACCCGCAAAAGCUCGACUGCAACAGGAACCCGCAGCCGCAGCCGCCGGUGCCGCGCCGGCCGCCGCAGAAGGCGCCCGAGACGCCCGCGUUCCAGCCGGCGCCGCCGCCGCCGCAGAUGAAACGCUCCCCCAGCUCGGGGUCCAACAUCAGCGUGCGGCAGGACUCAAACGUGUCAUCGGACUCCUUCAGCCAGACGUCGUCGCCGUCCUACACCACGAAGACGAUGGAGGCGCCGCUGCUGCCACACCAACAUGUCAACAAGAGCCUCAACGCGAAGAUCGCGAGAGGGCUGCUGCUGAAGGAGCAGAAGGAGCGAGAAUCAGGCCACUCCGCCAUCACCAAGAGCAUGUCCACGCCCGCGUCGCUGCAGACCAUCGUCCGCCUGCAGAACGGCAGCAAUAUGUCGCUACACCACCGGAUGUUACGCGACAUGCGCGGCGCGGGCGACUCCUCCGCGCUGCGAUUCCGGCUGCUGCAGCUGGGCCUCAACGCGCUCAUCCUGCUCGCCAUCACCGGCGCCCUCUUCGCCUACUUCCGCGCCAACCCCGCUGUCCAGUACGUGUCGCAAGUGGUGAACCGGUCGCUUGUGGUGACGUGGCCGGCACCCACGGAGCCGCCCGACCGGAACCCCGCACCCGGCGUCUGCUUGCCGGUGAUCGUCAGCUUCUGCCGGCAGCACCGCAUCUCCUACAACUAUACCAUCUUUCCCAACUACAUCGGACACUUCGGGCAGAGGGAUGCGCAGCAGGACCUGGACAUCUAUGAGGCGGUGGUGGACGUGCGGUGCUAUGAACUUACCGCGCUGUUCCUGUGCUCGCUGUUCGUGCCGAAGUGCGGCCCGCUGGGGCACAUGGUGCGGCCCUGCAGGGGACUGUGCCAAGAAACGAUGAGAAGAUGUGGCUUCUUCUUGGAAGUAUUUGGCUUGUCGAUGCCAGACUAUCUGCAGUGCGAGAUCUUCCCAGAAUCCACCGAUACAGAUGUGUGCCUAGGCCAUAAAGAAGUCAAAGAGGCUAAAAUCAGAGCUUCAAAGCCAAUGUGUCCCACCGGGUUCCAAUGCGACAUAAACCGCUGCAUACCCCACGACUGGCGGUGCGACGGCCACGUGGACUGCGCCGACCGCUCCGACGAGCUCAACUGUCGCGUGUGCAAGCGUGGCGGCGAUGUCCACUGCGGCAACCAGCGCUGCAUCUCCCAAGCACAUCUUUGCGACGGCAAGCUGGACUGCCCCUGGGGACAAGACGAGAGGAACUGCCUGCGUCUAAGCGAAGCCAACGGCGACGUCGGCCGCGGGGAGCUGCAGGUGUACCGCGCCGCCAACCAGUCCUGGUUCCCCGCCUGCAUCAGCCACGCGCUCGACGAUACCACCGCGCACAAGCUCUGCGCCAUGCUGGGAUACUCAUCUGUAAACCGGAGCGCGGUUGUGGGCGGCGGUCGCACCCCCGGGUCUGCGCCGGUGCGCGGCGUGGCGCAGUCCUACCGCGCCUUCCAACGGAGCGAGGGCGGACUGCUGCGAGAGCUGCGGGAUUGUCGCCACUCCAGCGCGCGCCUGCAUCUCGUAUGUCAGAACUACGAGUGCGGCAAGCGGCGUGUGAUAGGAGGGGGGCAGAAGCGGAUAGUCGGGGGGGUGGAGGCGUCGCCGGGGGACUGGCCCUUCCUCGCCGCCAUCUUGGGGGGGCCCGAGGAGGUGUUCUACUGCGCGGGAGUGCUAGUCGCUGAUCAGUGGGUGCUGACGGCUUCGCAUUGUGUGGGCAACCACUCCGACGUGAACGGCUGGACGAUCCAGCUGGGCAUCACGCGACGUCGCUCGCACGCGUACUACGGGCAGAAGGUGAAGGUGCGUCGCGUCGUGCCGCAUCCCAACUACAACGUCGGCGUCGCGCACGACAACGACGUCGCACUUUUCCAGCUGGCAGUGCGAGUACGAUACCACGAGCAGCUGUCGCCGGUGUGUCUGCCGCCGGCGCGCCGCGCGCUGCUGCCCGGCACGCUCUGCACCGUCAUCGGCUGGGGCAAGCGCGACGACAAAGACAUGUCGGAGUACGAGGCGGCGGUAAACGAGGUGGAGGUGCCGGUGCUUCAUCGUGAGGUGUGCAACCAGUGGCUCGAACACCGCGACCUCAACGUCACCGAGGGCAUGGUCUGUGCUGGAUACCCAGAAGGCGGGAAGGACGCCUGCCAGGGCGACUCCGGCGGGCCCCUGCUAUGCAAGGACCCUGACGACCCGGCGCGCUGGUACGUCGGGGGCAUCGUGUCGUGGGGCAUCAAGUGUGCCCACCCUCGCCUGCCCGGCGUAUACGCGUAUGUGCCCCACUACGUGCCCUGGAUACAGGCCCAGCUGCGCCUAUAUAGUGAUGACGACCGAUGAGCGGGUUGAAGAAAGUCGCGAACGUGAGUUGGACGUUCGCGGACUCGAGUCAGGCGUUCGUGGAUUCUAGUCGCUCGUUUGUUUACUUCGCUUUCGCGGACUCGAGUCGGGCGUUCACAGACUUGAGUUUAGCGUUCGCGAACACGACUCGCAAACUAGUCAAAUUGAUAACUUAGAGGUUUUUAUAAGAGAAAUUUAUUGGUGUACCACCGGACGAUGACAAUAACGUGUUUUAUGGACUUUAUAUUAUAAGGUAACUUCGACAAUAAUACGACACUUUAUAAUGUUUUUACUGUACGAUGACAAUUAUUAUAUACGAAAAUACUGUAUGAGAAUCGUGACAAAACUACUUAUAAUCGUAGUGAGGAAUAAAAUAGUUUCGUUGCGAUAUAGUCUGGCUGACGAGCAUAUCACUCGCCUCCGUGAUAUGGAACUGUGAUAUGUGGCUGCCGGAAGCCGAAAGUCGGAGGCCGAUUGUCCGGCGCCGGAAGCCGGACGUCGGUGCCGGAAGCCGGACGUCGGUGCCGGAAGCCGGACGUCGGAGGGCGGGCGCUGGACGCUUCAAAGUUCUACUUUUUACAACUUUGAACGUAACUUAGCGUAUUUCUCGGGAGGUUUUUAGCGGUGUAUACAGAUGUACUAUAAGGCGCUUAUGACUAACUGUAGGGUAGAGUCGGGAGCUUAGAUACUUUGGUCCUUCGAUCCCUUGAUAUUUCGUUUUCGACCUUACGUAGUGACCUUAGGGUGUAUAUUUAUUUGAUGUUUGGUGUUAGAUUAAUAGCGAGAAGUGCUUUUAUAGAUGUAUACUUUCUGAAUGUCGUUCAGGCGAGGCCCCAGCCGCGGUCUAGUUCUUCCAUGGGACAAUAACUCAUCACCCGCUUUUAGUGUAGACGUUUUGAUAUCGUUUUAUAGCGGUUAUUUUUUAGCUCGGGCCUUUAUCCAAGUUGCCAUCGCAUGAGCAUCGGUAUGCUCUUGAUCCGGUUCGUUUUAAGCGACUUCAAAAAAAGAGGUUAUCAAUUCGACGCGUGUGUAUGUAA